Molecule: messenger RNA, 6434 nt
Organism: Pangasianodon hypophthalmus (striped catfish)
Lineage: Eukaryota; Metazoa; Chordata; Actinopteri; Siluriformes; Pangasiidae
Gene: plekhm3
Product: pleckstrin homology domain containing, family M, member 3
Exons: 9
Coding region: 711-2834 (707 amino acids)
Source: RefSeq, a predicted model, not a curated record
GGUUAAGUUUCCUCCGGGGCGCAUUUGUGCUGCACAGCGGUGUAUGACAGUUUGUAAACACAUUCAGGGAUGCUGAAUGUGCUGUUCCGGCAUUGGCCAGAGGUGAUGUAAUACCCUCUAAAUAAUGCAUGGCCUUAAGAAAGUGAAAGACCAUGAGCCAGAAAGCACAGGCAGAGGAAAUCGAUGUCAGUGUGAGUGAGAGGGAAACCUGCAAGAGUCUGGGCAGAAGACAGCAUCACAUGAAAAGAAAUAGUAACAGACAGUGGAGAACCUCACCCCAGUACAACGAGAUGAUCUGACCACAUCCAAACCCAGGAUGUUGAAGCCUUGGGUGGACCAUUGCUCCUUGCACCACAUUUCAGUCCCUUUCAUUGAGAUAUUGCUGCCACCUGACUUGAAUGCAUGCAGCACCUAGGCUAAACAGCACUAUGAUGGGAUUGAACCAUUCUUAGCCACCACUUUCCUUAAAACAACAGAGACAGCAACUGUUGGCACAUCAAGUCAUGCCUUGUUAACAGUGUCUGGAACAGAUUCCAGCAUUCGAGGAAAGCCGGUUUUGCCAGGCUUCUUCUUGGGCCUAGAUGGCAGAUGGUUCAUCUUUGUGGCCUUGAGGCCUGUGGAUCCGCUCCUUCCGAAGUUCACAAGUAAAAGGAAACCAUCCCCCUUCUCUGUCUCUCCACCUUUUCUCUGGUGCAUAGACUGUGGAGGUGAUGGAGGGAUCAGAGGUUGAGGACAUCAGUCCAGCCCUUGAGGCGACAGAGGACUACCUGCACUGCUUGGACAGUGGUCACGAAGCUGGACAAGUUUGCCCUCCUAAACUAAAAGAGGUGUCGACUCUGGACAAGUUGAACUCCAGUGGGGUGUGGGGGUUGCUGACUGGGGAGCAGCCAGAGAUAUCGUCUCACAACCUAGCCUGGGCUGAGCAAACUUCCUUCAGUGUGUUGGGCCUAAAGAACGGGAAGAGGAACCGAGCCCGCUCUACCAAUGAUUUGGCAGCCCAUGCCAAAGAGACCAACUCCACCAGUUCAUCCAGUGGGGGCUUCAAACGAGGGCACAACAGAUCACGGUCAGAUGUCAACUACCGGACAUACACCGAUAACGGUGUUCCAGCCAUUGACAAGAACACGCUUAAGAACAUGGCAUUAAAUGAUCAAAUGGAAGGUAAUAAGGAGAGCACCACUAGUCUGGUAAAACAGGGGAUUUUGGAGCACAGGGAGGGUCCUUGGGGCCGGUGGAAUACCUGCCAUGUGGAGCUCACACCAUGCGAGCUGCGGGUCUACAGCCUGGACAGCAGCGGGAACAGGCAGCUGUGUACAGCCCUGUCACUGUCUCACUGCCAGAGCGUGGGUGCGCCUCAGCCUCAGGAUGGGCGCGUGCUACAGGCACUUUUCUUCAACAGCACUCGGUUGCAGCUCCGUGCUCCCUGCCAGUGGGAGGCUCUGGAGUGGCGCCGACUCCUUUGGGAGCGUGUCCUGGUUGCCCGUCCAACUCAUCGUCAGGGCGAACAGUUGUCUGCUGCUUCUACAAAUGAACUGGAUCCCAAUGUGGUCCCUUUGCCAACCUCCCGUCCACUAGUUCGUCCCAAGGCCCUGCCUCUAUUCACCCAGCACUGUGCUGAUGUGCUGAAAGUAGGCCUCUUGUACCAACUCAGUGACCUCAACAACUGGAGCGCCUUCACCUUUGUGCUCAGCCGCACCCAACUGCAGGCCUUCCAAACCGAGGGCCGAGGGCCGGUGUGCGAGCCCGUGCUGCGGUACUCUCUUGCCUCCUGCUUGGCUGUGCAGCGGGAUGAGGCUGACGGAGGAGUCUGCGCCCACUUCCAGGCCAUCUUCUCGGAUGAAGUGUUGCGUCUGCGUGCUGAGAGUGAACCCCAGGCCCAGGACUGGGUGGAGGCCCUGCGCACAGCUGUGGCUGCCCAGAGACCUCAAGGGGAGAGCAGCCGUAUAGCGCCAUCUGGAGUGCUAAUGAGGAGCAGACCAGCACGGGAACGUCGCCAAAGGGAGGCCCAGAGAGCCAAGCGCCAAUCUGUUACAACAAGCUUUCUGAGCAUUCUCACUUGUUUGGCUGUAGAAAAAGGCCUGACUGCUCAAAGCUUCAGAUGUGCAGGAUGUCAGAGACCAGUGGGUUUGUCACGAGGCAAGGCCAAGGUUUGCUGCUACAGUGGAUGGUACUAUUGCCAGAGCUGCCACCAGGACAACCUCUUCCUUAUUCCUGCUCGACUGCUGCAUAACUGGGACACAAGCAAACACAAGGUAUCCAAACAAGCUAAGGAGUUCUUGGAGUUUAUAUAUGAGGAGCCCUUGCUGGAUGUGCAGCAGUUGAACCCAGGCCUCUACGAACACUCUGAACCUCUAGCUGUUGUGCUAAAGUUGCGGCAGCAGCUCAAGUCUCUCAGGGCUUACUUAUUCAGCUGCCGUGCCACAGUAGCCGAGGACCUACGCCGCAGGAUUUUUCCAAGGGAAUACCUGUUACAGCACAUCCACCUGUACUCUCUGGCUGACCUCCAGCAGGUAAUAGAUGGGAAACUGGCUCCCUUCCUCUCCAAAGUAAUUAAGUUCGCCAGUUCCCACGUGUACAGCUGCAGUCUGUGUCGAGAGAAGGGCUUCAUCUGUGAGCUCUGCCACAACGGCCAGAUCCUCUACCCUUUCCAGGAGAAUGCCACCAAGAGGUGCGAGGGAUGUGGAGCGGUGUUCCACACUGAGUGCCGGAUGCGUGCCCAGCCUUGUCCUCGCUGCGUUCGUCGAGAGCUGCACAAGAAACCAUCUUCAUUCUGGAAGAAGCACAACCACAGCGAGAGCCCCGACGACGACUGCUGCUUCGAGCUGGACACCUGAGCCAAAGCACUGAGAGCAAGGGAGCCUCCCUCCCAGCUAGGCUGCUCCAGCAAGCUUGUUUUACUGACCACCAGCCAACUGCUGCUGAGUCUCUGCAUGUGUGCAUCCACGAGUGACCACACUCUGUGGGCCCUGUGGAAGAGCUCUGUGUUUGUCGACAAGGAACAGAAGGGUCUUAUUGUUUUGGUUUUUCAAUCGACUCUCUCUCUCUCUCUCUCUCUCUCUCUCUCUUUACUUCUCUCCUCCUCUCACCUGAGAUAGGAUACACGCAGACAAUACUUCAGUCCCUGAAGAGGAGAGGUUUCAUAAUGAUACCAAUUUGCCCUCUCCUUUCAUCUACCAAAUGACAGCCGGGCCAACCGGCAAAUGCGGAACCGAGUGGAGUACUCUCUCAUACUAGCGUGUAAACACACUCUAGCAGUCUGAUACAAAAUAAUGCAGUCUCUGGAAAUCCAAGGCCAAAUCAUUGUCUCUGCACAACAGAGCAUCUAAUCCAUUAAUGGCCACGCUACAAUCGGAUGUUGAAAAUCACAUGUAGGAGAAAAGUCUUAGAAGUUAUUAUUCAACCUAUAGACUCAACAUGAACAUCCACAUUACACUUGACUGUCUUCCUCACUGCAUUCCUGCACAACCUCUGUGAGCAGUCUAUUUAGUAAAGGCAAAGAAUUUAACGUGUUUUUUGCACUGUUUAGCUGACUACAGUGGGGAAAGCUUGGUGCCAUAAUUACCACUGGACAAAGGACUAAGCCUUGGGGAAGCCCCUGUUUUUUUUAGAGCAGUUUAAGGAAAAUAAUCUCACGCACCCAAAACAUGCACAAUGGUUUGGACUCCUGUGAAGUUCUUGGAUUAUUCUAGUCAAAAUCAAUGCUCAGAGAGGUUGGCAUCUCAUCCUGUACAGCUGGAACUGAAGUUUAUCACUGCUCAAUGCCACUGCCUAUAUGCAGCUGAGCCACGGUCCCUUUGCCAACCGCUGGCUUUUUGAUUACAAACUACCCUCGGCCACAAGGUCCCAAAUUAUAGUCCAGAGCGCUGGGGCUUUGUUUAGCACUGGUAGACCCAGUUCAACAAGCAUCGCAGAGAAAACCCGCCCGCUGACGGGCUCGUUACUCACGUUGUCCACCCCUACCGCAGGUUUGGAUCCAUAUCAGUCGCUCAACUCACUGGGUGUGCGUUCACACUCCAUUUUCCGGCUACUUGAACUAAGCACUGGCAAUAAUAUCACUCAUUUUGCUUUUUGCUGCCUUAUUUGACCUCUUGGUUCUCAUCGUCUUUUCCAAAGGGACAAUGCUUUGACAAUGCACAAUGACACAUGCUUUUGCCUGAAUUUCAUUUUUCCCCCUAUGCAAAUUAGAUAGGCUAAGUGACCUUUUUCUUGUGCUAAAAAAAAUUACCCAAACUUCUUAUUCUCACUAUUUACCACAUUUGUUUCCUUCUGCAAACAUGGAGGCGAGGUCAGGAUCAGCUUUCAGCUCCUCUCCAGACACCGUACCAGCAACACAGAAGCUCUCAGUGUAAUUUUUUUUUCAGAUUCUGUAAAUGUUGAAGGAUAAAAUUAUUUAUUGUUCUGGCUUGUGCGCAGUGAUAAUGGAUAGAUGAAGUCUAGAGGAAUUAGGGAAUUAGGAAGCAGCUAGGUCAACCUGGAAGUACACAUUUGUUUUUUUUUUAAUCGUAUUAUGUUUAUUUGUUUACUAUUUUGUAAGAAGGUUUACAUCAUGUAUUUCACAGAGAGCAGCUUCUUCUCUUUUGUCUUUACUUUUUAAUUUUUUUUCUUUUUUUUUAAUUUUAUUUAUUUAUUUUUUUUUAUUUUGACAUUUGCACCAAGAGUACAUUGUGUUUACUUUUAAUAGAGGUGAAGGAAUGGGGUGGAUGUAUGUGUGGUUACUAGAUGUACACUGAAAACUGAAGAAUUACCGUGCCACUUGUUAAUAAUUGCUAUAAAUUUGACUGUAUUAAUUAAACCUCUUUUCUUGUACACACUUUGCCUGCCUUAAACUAAAAGCCAGUACAUCUGCCUGUUGAUAAUUGUCUCUUAUUGUACAUUAGUAAUACAGUAAUGCAGUUUGUUUGAGACUAAUGGGUUCUCAUUGUCUAUUCGGUAGUUCAGACAAAAACUUACUUAACUGUUGAUUGUACAGUGCUUUCGAUUAUUAGACCCAUGUCUUUUGCUGAAAUAGGUGAGUUUCUCAGCAAGUUUGCACAAAACACUGGCAGUUUGAAUAUCUGCUGUACCACAAAACCUGUCCCGGUACUUUUACAGCAUCCCAAUUAAUGUGCUUAGAUUGAAAGAUUGUUGUGAAUAUAUUGAUUAGCAGAGUUGCACUAGUUGGUCAAAGUGAAGCUUCCUUAAUUAUCUUGAUGGGUGACACAUUGCACGAAAAACCAAUAUGAAGUGUUUUGGUAAGCUGUUAGAGCCAGCAGAACAGCUUCAUUGCACCUUGGCACCUUGGUGAUUAGCGCCAUUUAAAACAAAAGAUAUUCCCUCAGCUGAUUUUUUAAUGAUGAUGAUGAUGAUGAUGAUGAUGUCGUCGCGUCUAACACGCCACUCCAAAAUCUCUCAUAGGUGUUCAAUUGGGUUGGUGAUCUGGUGAGUGUGAGGGACGUAGCAUAUGAUUUACAUCAUUUACAUCCUCAGUAAACCAUUCAGUGAGUCCUCGUGACCUGUACAUGAAGGCAGAGACAUCCUGGAAGAGACCACUCCCAUCAGGAUGGAAGUGUUCAUGAUAGGAAAAAGAUGAUCAGCCAGAAGAACUUUGCCACUGGUUUUUCCUUUGUCACCCAUCUGUAUGUUAGCUCCUGAAUUCCAUUUGAAGUAUUUUGUUUGUUUUUUGUUUCAUUUCUAAUCAUAAAUGCUUGAUCUUAGCCUGACUUGAAGAUGUUCCACAAAUAGUUUCCUAGACUGACCCGAGAUAUCUGGUUGAACCGUACACGUACAACCUGUAGUAUUAUUGGUUAGUCUGGAAUUGAACUUAUUAGCACUGUUGUAAAGUUAUCUUCAGGGAUUUUAAACACACUGAAAAACAAGGGAACUGAGAUUAGUAGAUGUGCUUUCCUUCCUUUUUGUACAACAAAACAUUUUUUACACCAUUAUUACAGGUGAAACAUGAUCUCCUAAUGGUUUAACCCACCCUGCUGUGCUCUGUUGUAUAUAAUUCAAUGAUCCAUAUCAGUAUUUAUUGUAUUUAUGUUCUAUUUAUGUUCAGCUGGGUCUGGGACUGAUUCUGCUUUUUCUUCCUGUUCUGUCAUCCAAAAAUUCUACACCACAGACAACCUCUUAUGCAAAUAUAAGAUGUAGUGUUUCUGUAUUGAUGCCUUUUGUUUUCUUUUGUCACUGAUACCAAUAAAGUAAGUUACCUAACACGUCACAUAUUGUUUUUAUGUGAAGAGUUUUAAGUGUAACCUGGCUCAAAUCUAGGUUCAAUCGAAUAACUACAACUGGGUCUGAUUUUAGCUCCUUUCUUGAUCUGGGUCCAAGGUGAGUUUAGUAUCUGGAUGGAACAAAUGCAUCACUGCCUAUGUCCGGGGUUUAUAAACUAGUCCAAAUACUGACUCAUUCACUAAUCCCAAAUUAAAAACCACAAGCUUGUAUUGGGCUUUUGACUU